CUCUCUCUCUCUCUCUCUGCUUCCUUGCGUGAGGCUGAGGCCGGUGCUGGCUGGAUGGCUCAUGCGGCCGUCGUCGCCGUCGCCGUCCUCCUGGUCUGCUUGCCGCCUGCCGCCGCCUCGUUCUCCCGGGCAGCACCGGCAUUGCGACGGCUCGAGAUGGCGGCCAUGGACACCGCGCAGGGCCAGCGGGAGAAGGCGGACGUGACCAAGGUCGCGGAGGAGGACAUGAGCACGACGGGGUUCGGUGCGGAGUCCGAGAGGGAGGUGCCCACCGGCCCGGAUCCCAUCCACCACCACGGCCGGGGGCCCAGGCGCCAGUCGCCGUGAUCUCGCGCGCGCGGCGGCGGAGGAUCAUCGCUUCCUGGGGUUGAUCUUGAUCAGUCGGGCGUGAACCGGAGUGCACGAUGGCCUACGAGGUUGUGUCCUUUUUUGUUGUUGAUGAAUCUGUGAUCGAUGAUGCACUUUGGGUUUUGAUUCUAGUGUUGUUGUAGGGGAGACAGUAUCAGAGCUAUCAUCGAAACUUUAUUUUUGCAUACCAAGUUAGGG
Messenger RNA from Phragmites australis (common reed), 546 nucleotides. RefSeq lists its product as uncharacterized. Gene Ontology annotation, molecular function: receptor serine/threonine kinase binding. The transcript is spliced from 3 exons. The coding region runs from base 55 to 327 and encodes 90 amino acids. Lineage: Eukaryota; Viridiplantae; Streptophyta; Magnoliopsida; Poales; Poaceae. The record is from RefSeq and is a predicted model, not a curated record.